This is a messenger RNA of Penicillium alfredii, 600 nucleotides long. RefSeq lists its product as uncharacterized. Bases 1 to 600 code for a protein of 199 amino acids. The record is from RefSeq and is a predicted model, not a curated record. The transcript has a single exon. Lineage: Eukaryota; Fungi; Ascomycota; Eurotiomycetes; Eurotiales; Aspergillaceae.
AUGCGCCAGUUGCAUGGGCCAAGCAGCGAGCUGGACGUCGAAUUCCACUUGGACGCCGGCACGAUGACCCUCAAACAGGCACUGCACAAUUCGCCGAGCUGCCCGGGGCCACGAAGCACGGCAGCAAUGCAUUUCAACUCGAAUAACAGCACCUUUGUGAAUCUCCAGGGCCUCGCUGACAACUCCCUUCUCCUCACCAUCGAACUACACCAAAAGACUAGCACCGCAGCCAUGCAGCCUCGCCCAACCACAGGAGAGGAGCAAGGGGACAAGGCCGCAGACCUUGGACCCUGCUACCAGAUCUGUGGAUUCCACCUCGAUCUCGUUCCAGACUGUGCUCUCGUUUCGGCUCUGGCCCUCGACCACCGCCCUAAGCAAAGCAUCCAAUUACUUUUGCCUCAGAAUCGAGUCAGUGACUGGAAGACUGUCGCUAUCAUUCUGCUCACUUUCCGUCAAAUCAACACCACGACGUGGUACCGCAUGAUGAGCAGUGGCCAGCUGUCAAAGGUUGCUGGUUUUGAUUGGGCUCAGGUUCAGACAAAGGCGAAACAGAGCUCUGAAGGCAUGGUCGAGAUAUCUGGUCGGCAGGAAGCUAGAUAG